This is a messenger RNA of Malassezia sympodialis ATCC 42132, 2643 nucleotides long. RefSeq lists its product as uncharacterized. The record is from RefSeq and is a predicted model, not a curated record. Gene Ontology annotation, biological process: apoptotic process; negative regulation of toll-like receptor 9 signaling pathway. Lineage: Eukaryota; Fungi; Basidiomycota; Malasseziomycetes; Malasseziales; Malasseziaceae.
AUGGCCAUGUCCAUUCAUGACAAGGUCCGCAACAUGGCAUGUGCGCAAGGCGCGCCUUUGACGGCGGAUGUGCUCCUUCGGGCUGAGCGCCGGCAAGUCACAUGCGCACAAAAUGACCCCUUCUCUCAUUGGGCCCUUCUCGUGCAAGGUCGGCUUAACGGUGGCUUCGUGCCACCAAGCAUUCCGUCGCGGUGGCGGAAGAGCUCGGUUGUGAAGCCCCAUGAAGAUGCCGGUGCGCCGCAGGAUCCGGGUCUGACAGCCGAUGACACGAGCGUGACUUCGUCGACGCCGUCGACCUACGCGGAUACUCAUGCGGCCCAGCCAUCAUCGCGGCGGCGAAAACUCUGGAUGCCUGGAACGCACAUUGACGAGCUUAGCACGCCGGGCCAGUUCCCUGAGGGCGAGAGCCGAGCGAGUGCACGCGACUUUUUAAUGGCCUCACUGAAGUUGCCCGCACUGCUGGGUCUGGAUACAAACUUUAAGGCGGACACAGGCUUCUUUGGGUUGGACCAGUCGGGCAAUACGGAGACGGAGGACAGCGCGACGCCCGAGAUCCCGACGCGCGCACCAGGCGAUACGGACAUUGAAACGGAUCCGGAGGACCGCACAGACUACGUUGAGUAUCCUCGUAAAGCGCCGAAAGAGAGGCAAAAAAGUUAUAAUGCUGGCGUAAAGAGCUCACCGGAGCAUGUCUCCCCGCGGGCGGUGCCACGACGGCUGGACGACGACACCUGGAGCAUCGGAGACAAUGCGGACGGCCACAUGGCGAAUAGUUCGAACGAGUUGCACCCCAGUGCACCACGGUCGGCUGCGUUGAGCAAGACUCUGCAUGAGCUGGACGAAGUCGAGAUCAGCGAGUUUCUAAAUCACUUUAGCCGACACACGCGCGAAGUGCAUCUCCCUAGCGCAGCGCGGCACUUCACGCGUAUGCCGCAGUGGUCCGACUUUGCGUACUCGUCCGACGAGGACGAAGAGAACAUCCAGCCAUUUGCACCAAGCGAGUCGCUUGCCAAUCGCCACCGCCGCUCGCGCUUGCUCAUGCAUGUGGAUCGUGGACUGCACAUGCUCGAAGUGCCCAACGUGGCAGUACCGAGUGUUGUGACAUCGGCGUGCUCGACGCCUGGCGAUAAUUCAACGACCCGGCGUCGAGGCAUCGAUGGCGAUUUGCAGCGCUCCAAUUCGAUGAGCACCAUGCCGGAGGUCGCCAAGCUUAAGGAGGGUGUGGAUGCGGCGAUGCCGGCGGGUAUAUCAACUAGUGGUGCCUCUGAGAAACUCCUGGACUCGCCCAUCAAUGACCGAUCGCAAAAGCAUUUUCGUGUUGCUGACGAUGCCGCCGAGAUCCCGCCCGACUUGCACGACGAUCAUGUGGAUGGUGUGGCGUUCUGUGUGGCUUACUUUCUCGCACUGGUCGAGCAGUACGCGCCAGACGACCUGGACGAGGCGCCGGUGACCGAGUACCGCGAGAGCCGCGCACGCUCGCACAUUGAACGUUUGUAUAUCAUUGCGCCUUUCUGGGAGCAGCUCGCGGCGAAUCUACGUACGCUGUACUGCUGGGAAGUCCCGCGACGCACGGCGGCCGCGGCUAUGAUCUAUUUUGUGCUAUGGUACACGGACAUGCUGCCGAGUGCCUUUUUCCUGACGCUGCUGUACUACGUGCUGCAGUUCCGUUACUUUCCGCAGGACGAGUCGCUGCUGCACCAGCGUGUGCACGAGCGCAUGGUGCGCGGGCAGCAUGCGAACCGCUUGGCGGAACGCCUCAAGCGGCGAAGUCGGCUGGACAUUUUGGAUCUGUACAAGCGGUGGGCAAGUACGUAUGGUGUUGUAAGCCAAGUGGCGGCGGGCGACGUCGCCGACUUUCACGAAAAGAUCAAGAACCUGCUGCUAUGGCGCAACCCCCGGGCGAGCCAGCGGACUGCGAUUAUCCUGCUGCUGAUCAGCCUCCUUGUGACGCUUGUCAGUCCGGCGCUCGUGUUCAAGGCGUUUUUCUUUUUCUGUGGCAUUACGUUUUUUGCGCUCAUGCCGCUGCAGACGCUGUAUCCCCGGUACCGACGCGCACUCAACCCGCUGUGGUGGGCCGUGCUGGGUGCGCCGACCGAUGCGCAAUGGGCGAUCCAGCUGCUCCGCAAGCGCCACAGGCGGUACCAAGAGUGGCUACACACGAUGGAGACGCGUCGGAGCCCGGGCGGCGGCACGACGAGCGGCGGCUACACGAGCAGCUCGGAUGUGCCGCCGCCGCCGCUAACCGCUGCAGACGGGCGCUUCGCACAACUGCCAGCAGACACCGCGCCGGCGGAGUCCACGUCGAAGCGCUCAAAAUCGAAUGACGACAUGGACCGGCGCAAGCUCGAUACGUUCCUGUGUCAGCUCCAUGGUGUGCCCGGCCACUUGGUCGUCACGCCAUCGCACGUGUACUUUAGUUCCCUACGCGUAAUGGGCGCUGGCAACAAGCACUAUGUGACGCGCCUCGAAGAUAUCAUGGGCCUGCGCAAGACGCAAGGCAGCCGCUUCUGGCUGUGGGACAGCCACGGUUUGAAGAUCACGCGACGCGGCCGCAACACGUUGCUGCUGGCCAAUAUGGCGCGCCGCGACGAGGCAUUCAACCUGCUGCUCACCCUCGCCUCGCACCAGAUCCAGGACUUGUAG